Danio aesculapii is the source of this 3567-nucleotide messenger RNA. RefSeq names its product cytosolic sulfotransferase 1. NCBI's taxonomy places the organism in Eukaryota, Metazoa, Chordata, Actinopteri, Cypriniformes, Danionidae. Gene Ontology annotation, cellular component: cytoplasm. The record is from RefSeq and is a predicted model, not a curated record. Bases 301 to 1203 code for a protein of 300 amino acids. Gene Ontology annotation, molecular function: sulfotransferase activity. The transcript is spliced from 8 exons. Gene Ontology annotation, biological process: sulfation.
UGUUGUAGGGGGAUGGUGAGUGCAUCUGUGUGCAGAAAAUGCCGGAAACUACAUCUGUUAUCAUGGUCAAGCUAAAGUGCACAGAGUAAAAACUGUCUGGACUUGAAAAUCCUGUGUGAAACUACGUGCGAAGUACACGUAGGGAGAGGGGUGGAGGAAAGAGGAAAGAACAAGAUAAACUGUGACAUCAGCAUUGCAUGACAGUAUGGUAUGUAGUUCAACAAGGAACUGCAGGACGUGUUUGAGAAGAGCAAAAGCAAAUUGUACAAGAUCUGCUAUAUAAAACACAGUUUCACCACAAUGGACAUCCCUGACUUGUCUUCUAUGAAAUUUUCCAGGCCUGAAAUUUUUGAGUUUGAGGGAAUCUCAAUGAUCAACCACUUCACUGACAACUGGGAAAAGGUGAAAAACUUUCAAGCAAGACCUGAUGACAUUCUAAUCGCCACUUACCCCAAAGCAGGUACCACCUGGGUGUCAUAUAUUCUAGACCUUCUGUAUUUUGGUAAAGAUGCACCAGAGGAACAUACUUCUCAGCCUAUCUACAUGAGAGUGCCAUUCCUGGAGUCUUGUUUUAAAGUGAUUGCACCAGGAACGGAACUGGCUGAUAAUAUGACAACCUCUCCUCGACUCAUUAAAACUCAUUUACCUGUUCAGCUUGUCCCCAAGUCCUUCUGGGAGCAGAACUCAAAGGUUGUGUAUGUAGCUCGGAAUGCAAAAGACAAUGUGGUUUCCUAUUUUCAUUUUGAUCGAAUGAACAUGGCAGAGCCUGAACCAGGAGAUUGGAACACCUACUUACAGAAAUUCAUGGAUGGAAAGAGUGUAUUUGGUCCUUGGUAUGACCAUGUCAAUGGAUACUGGGAAAAAAAACAGACUUAUUCUAACCUAUUGUACUUGUUCUUUGAGGAUUUGGUUGAAGACACUGGACGUGAAGUGGACCAUUUGUGUUCUUUCUUGGGUUUGUCCACUUCAGUCAAUGACAGGGAGAAGAUAACGAAAGACGUUCAGUUUGAUGCAAUGAAACAAAACAAGAUGACCAACUAUUCCUCUCUCCCAGUCAUGGACUUCAAGAUCUCGCCCUUCAUGCGGAAAGGUAAAGUUGGAGACUGGAAAAAUCACUUCACUGUGUCACAAAAUGAACAGUUCGAUAAGGUCUACAAAGAGAAGAUGAAGAAUUCCACUGUCAAGUUCCGCACUGAGAUUUAAUAUAUCAUGCUCUAGAUAUUUCUUCAGAGUAGCAGCUAACAAUAUGAUCUGGGUCCCUAACAGAAGUCUAAUUAUAGUACAGAUAUUUAGUAUAGAUGUUUGAUCAGUUACAGAAUAUAUUGUAAUUAUGAAAUUUAUAGGUUGAUUUUUGUGGAGAAUGGUAACACUUUCAAAGUACAGUAAGUGAUGUGAUUGUGUUUUUUUUUUUCACAACAAAAAAAAUCAACACAACAACACAGAUGUAACCAUUUCAUAGCCACGUGUAUAAGCCUUGUCAUUUACAUAAAAUGCUUUUAUUCAAUUCACAGUCACUCUCGCUCACUUUCCUUCGGCUUAAUAUCUAAUUUAUCAUGGGUCACCACAGUGGAAUGAACCGCCAAUUAUGUUUUAUGCCUUUCCAGCACUAACAGCACACCCAUUCACACACACUCAUACACUACGGCCAAUUUAGCCUUUAUCCAAUUCUCAUUAUACCGCAUGUCUUUGUACUAUAAUAGGAAACUAGAGCACCAAAAAGAACUCUAUGCCAGCAUGUGGAGAACAUGCAAACUCCACAUAGAAAUACCAUUUUAACCAGUUGGGACUUUAGCCAGAGACCCUCUUGCUGUUCUCUGAGCCUUAUUAAAUUAAAUUCAUCUUUAUUUCCAUAGCUCUUUUUACAAUGUAAAUUCUGUCAAAGCAGCUUAACAUAAAGGAGGAAAAGAGAAUUAAAAGCCAUACAAAUAUUCCAGGUUGUGGAACAUUCCAAAAUAUCAGGCAGCCAGGAGAGUAUCGGAAGUACUAAACUUCUUGAAAGCAGGAUCAGCCAGGCUGACCUCCUCAGUCUUUUUACAGGUUAGGAGUCUUGUUGUCAUACUUGAUGCUGAUCUUUGUUUGACUAAGCAAAUGUGUUAAGUUCUGUUGUCAAUAACAGUUUAUAGCAGUUUUCUCCCUCAGUCAUCUAUUACAAAUGGUACAUGCUGCAACAAGGUUGUUCUCCUAGUCAAAAUAAAAGGAUCAUGUUACAUGGUAUUUAUUUAAGUGUUUCUUUUCAAUUAAUAAAUUUGCUGUUUGUUUUUAAAGCUCCCUCAUCUUCAAGAUCAUUAAGAUCUUCUGACAGGGCUUUGUUAGCUGUCCAGAGAGGGGUCUGUGUGCAGUUGCAAGCUUAGCUGCAUUCAGUGCUUUUAAUGUGCACAAAGCCAGACUUAGAUUUAAGGAGUUUAAAAUCCUAAACGAUAAUGAAAUCUGCUUGCUGCACACACAUGAGGAAAAUAUUUGGCAAUUUUAUUACCUCUAAUCUAAAACUUGCAAUUCAUUUCAAUUCAUCUUUAUUUCUAUAGUGCUUUUACAAUGUAGAUUGUGUCAAAGCAGCUUCACAUAAAAGUUCUAGUAAACUGAAACUGUCAGUCCAAUUUUCAGUCUCUCUUCCUGCACAGGAAGAGAGACUUCCUGUGCAGAGCUGCAGUCUAGGCAUCGGAGGCUGAAGGCUGGACGUCCAUUGUAGAGAAGCUGCAGGUGGGAGAGGUCACCGGCUGGUGUACAGGCUGGCCCACGGAAUCAAUGCGAAGACUCGUUUGUCACUGGGGUCUUUCAGGAAACAGUCUCAUGCUCUCUACUCCUCCAUGACCACCAAAGAAUUCGCUCAGGAUAUGGCCUAGUCUAGGAUUAUGGCCUCGGGAUAAUAAAAAACAGACUAACAUUAGCCUAGAUGCCGUUCAAACUAUAAUGUCUUUUGGGAAGAGUUCCUGUCUCUAGUUGCUCUAAUUAAUGCAGCCUAACAAUCCUUUAGAGGAUUUGGAUUUCAACACACUACGAGAUUUGGAAACUUCAGCAAAAAACACACUUCAGGAUAUUGUUAAGUUUAUCAUGCCCCAUGGGGCGCAUCACCAGAUCACAAAAUAACUCUUACUGUAUGUACACACAGAAAGCGGCAAGUGCGUCAAUAGCCGGAAGUCAUUCAUUUUCAAUGGUAGCAGGCGGCGAGGAGCAGUGCGGCGCGUUUUCGCUGGUGUGAACAUGGAGGAGAGUUGAAAUCAAGUCAACUUUAUGGUAAUGAGCUAUGACGCAGUUCGGCGGCAAGCAAUCAAAAUGUAGAAUUGCUGCUUCAGAAUAUUUCAGACAUAUGGAACAUUAACAUUAACAAAAUUUGGCCGUAGUGUAUAAGUGUGUGUAAAUAUGUGAGAGUGCAUUGGUGUUUCCCAGUACUGGGUUGCGGUUAGAGGGGCAUCCACUGUGUAAAACCUAUGCUGGAAUAGUAUGUGGUUCAUUCCGCUGUGGUGACCCCUGAUAAUCAGGCACUAAGCCAAAGGAAAAUGAAUGAAUACAUUUUACAAGUAACAACAGUUAAUAUUCAAUUCAUAAAGUAUUCUAACAGUUGGUAAAUAA